UGUAGCAGACCAACUAAGAAGCAGGGAAGCAGGCGACAAUGGAAGCAGAGGGGCGUUAGUAGUCGUAAAUUUAGGUGAUGCUGGACCGUUGCCGUAGAAGGCGGAGUUUGGGACUAGCAGUCUAGUAGGGCUUGAUGCUGUCGUUGGUAUUUAUCUAGACUUUGCAGCAGCGAGCGGGAAGUGAGAGCCAGAAACCAGUAGACCUUCGCUUUCCCCGCAUGAGGAUCUCAUUGAUGCGUGUCUGACACGUCUCGCAGACAGAACCAUGACCACAUCGCUGACGUGUCCGUCUCUUUGCCAAUCUUUCGUAGCGUCUCGUGCGACUAGCUCGCCAGGGCUCGAUUGUUCGCCUGGUAGGCCGAUCUGUCGCACAGGCUUUCUCCGGGAGAACCGUGCGAAUGUGACUCUAUCGAGCGUUCCACUAGGAUUGGCGAUGCCUUUCAAUGGCGCUCCAGAGUUAGUAGCCCCAGCGAGCAGGAGGAUUCAGACACCAGGAAGGUGGGCUCCAGUCCCCGUUAUAGCAGCCGCGGCUUCGGAUUCAGGAGAAUCUUCUAACGAGCCUCCAUAUGCCGUCGUACGUAACGGCCGGUUGUUAAAAGGAGGAGAAGGAAACGCGAGCGGGUGUGAGGAGCCUAUUUCAUUUCCCUCAGGGCCUCGAGCGUUUUUAGAAACCAUGCCGAAAGGCGCCUACACCACUACUCGCACUUUCAAUAGUGGCUCUCACAUUUUCUUGUGGGACUUCCACCUCAAUAGAGUCACCCAGUCGCUGCUGCUGCUCGCCGAAGCUCACCCGGAGCUGUUUCCGAACCUGCCACCAAGCCUGCUGACGGACCUGCUGUCAACCAUUUACGAGGCACAGGGGGAAGAGGUCCGGCACGAGGAGGGCCAGGAAAAUGAGACUCAGAUGCGAGAUACGAGGAGGGCUCGAAACAUGGUUGCUGGCUUGCAGAAGGAGAUAAGAGAUUCCGUGCUUGUGGCUGUGCGGGCGAUGGUGGAGUGUGAUUGGUGGAGGAGGGAAGCGGAGGGAGAACAGAAAGAGGAGCAGCAGCAGCAGCAGCAGCAGGUGGAGGUUUGCCUGAUGAUUCUCCUGUGCGGCCAAGGAGCUGCAGGUGGAGCCGUGUCAGGCGAACCUGCUGCAUCUGGAGCCGUGACCUGUGAACCGGCUGCAUCUGCAGGGACGGCAGGCACGGCUAUAGCCACCCCUCUGUUGCAGGGCGUUGAGGUCUACGUGCAUGCAAGCACUGUCCGCACCACCCCCUUGGCGUCCCUCGCCCUGCCGCCACCCAUCUGUGCUGCUGUCAUGGGGCCUGGCCGCCACACCCCACUCGCUAAGUUCUCCUCCUGGCCCCUCGUCCGCCGGGCAUUGGAGACAGCCAAGCCAGCGGAGGCAAGGGAUGUGAUCCUAUCAACCGACGGUAAUGCACUCCUCGAAGGCAUCACCACGAACCUCUUUAUUGUGGCCCGGACCGAACCUGCGAGUGGCAGUGACACAAGCCAUGGCCCUCCUUGGCGCGGAUACGAGCUCCAAACAGCGUCAUUGGAGAGUGGAAUCCUCCCAGGAAGCAUCCGUCAAGCGAUCAUCGAUGCGUGCGGGGAGAGGGGCAUCCCCAUACGCAUCCAAGCCCCGCAGUGGAGUGAGCGUGCCACUUGGGUAGAGGCUUUUGUUACAAACGCCUUGAGUAUCGUCCAGCCUGUCAGCAGCAUGCUCAUGCCUGCCACGUGGCCUUCUGACAUCGGCUAUGACAGCUGGCAGUCUGUGGACAAGUGGUUGACAUGGCAGGCUCCUACCCUAGAGGAAAAUUAUGGAUCUCGUUCAACAUUCCUUUUGGAACAUGUUAUUGGGCACAUGACUUUUCGAAGUGCAGAACUUCAAGACUUGUUAACAACUGAUGAUUAAUUCUUCCAAAUGUAACAUUAUAUGCUCUCGAUCUCUUCACUUGCGACUAAAACAAAUGAAGCAGUUGCCUGGUUCUGAGUGGGGUCGUCUUCCUGCAGAAGUGUGCGACAUCCGCGUUACAAUUCACAUCAUCAGUGCCGCCGCCAGGCCACCGCAAUAUGGACCA
This is a messenger RNA of Closterium sp. NIES-67, 2063 nucleotides long. The record is from the annotation of a GenBank genome assembly. NCBI's taxonomy places the organism in Eukaryota, Viridiplantae, Streptophyta, Zygnematophyceae, Desmidiales, Closteriaceae.